AUCGUUCUUUAAUCAUAGGACUUACGUUCACUUUCGAGAGACGACCAGUCGGGUCCUUACCGUCGCGAGGUGUGCUCGCGCAAUCUUUGACUGCUCUCUCGUCAAACAAGCCACUCUAUCAGUUACUCCGCGCGAUAAUUUCUCGGUUCAUUAUCAACCGUUGACACAUUCAUUAUUUUGUGAUACAAAAGUCACUUGAAUAAAUUUUAAAAAAUCGACAAUGCACCGACACUCCGUAGAGAUCGGGUCACCGAUCUUCAUGACGAUCAGUUGGCUGUGCAGCCUCAGUCUUGUUACCGCUGCAGCAUCACCCAUGGUCCACGUGAAAAAUGGAACUCUCGAAGGUAGCAUUAUGCAAAGCAGGAACGGCAGAGAAUUCGCAGCUUUCAGAGGCAUCCCUUAUGCCCAGCCUCCAAUCGGCUCACUUCGAUUCGAGCCACCAAAACCAUUUGGCUCCUGGUCUGGAGUGCGUCCGGCAAAGGAAGAUGCUCCGAUCUGUACCCAGAGAAACAUUUACACCCAUCAGGAGGAAAUCGUCGGUAUUGAAGAUUGUCUGUACCUGAAUGUUUAUAGUCCAGGAUUACCGUCAAACGAGGUUGAUGGAUCUCGAAAGAAUUAUCCGGUGAUGAUUUGGUUCCAUGGUGGUGGCUGGGUCACUGGCGCUGGUCAUUCCGAAUUUUACGGUCCAAAAUAUCUUCUCGAUCACGAGGUUGUCCUAGUGACAGUGAAUUUCAGACUCGGACCAUUAGGAUUUUUAAGCACGGAGGAUCUCGUCUCUCCUGGAAAUCAGGGAAUGAAAGAUCAAGCGCAAUCGAUCCGAUGGGUUCAUGAAAAUAUAGCGUCUUUUGGUGGCGAUCCUAAUCGCGUUACGAUCUUUGGCGAAAGCGCUGGUGGAGCUAGUGUCCACUACCACAUGAUAAGUCCCCUUUCGCAAGGACUUUUCCAUCGUGGAAUCUCACAGAGUGGCACGGUCUUGUGCCCCUGGGUAUUGACCAGACCAGGAAUUGCCAAAAAGCAAGCAAAUAAACUUGGUCAGCUUCUCGAUUGUCCUACCAGCACAUCCACUGAGCUUAUAAAAUGCUUGAAGAAAAAAGAUGCGAUCGACAUUAUCGGCACGGAUCGGGCUUUCCAGGUGUUCGAUUAUUGCCCUAUGAUUCCAUUCAGACCUGUGAUCGAACCUGAUCAUCCGGGUGCAUUCCUGAAAGAAGAACCAGCGCAAUCAUUGAAGUCUGGAAAACUGGCUGAUAUACCAUGGAUGACUGGCGUGACUUCUCACGAAGGCGCCAUCAGAGCCGCUGGUAUUUACGGCCUGGAGGAUAAAGAGCUUGGCAAACUGCUGGACAAAAAGUUCAUGGAACUCGCACCAACGACUUUGCUUUAUGAGGAUACGUGUCCUGGAAAGCUGAAAGACGAUAUUACGAAGAAAAUUCGUCAAUUUUAUUUGGGUGAUAAAAAAAUCGACGAGUCCACGAGAUCGAAUCUUAUUGACCUAUACACAGAUGCAUGGUUUUACAUCGCAGCUGACAAUGCCGUGAGAGAUCAUCUCGAGGCACUCAGUUCACCGGUGUAUUAUUAUUAUUUCGCGUACAGAGGAAGCUCCUCGUUCAGCAAGAUAUUCGGCGAUGAAAAAAACGAUUAUGGAGUUUCUCAUGCAGAUGAGCUGCAAUAUCUGUUUCCCGUUGGUGAACAACUUUUCAAGGAUACGCCCUUGACCAAGGAGGAUCAUAAAAUAGUCGACUUGCUCACUGGUCUUUGGGUAAACUUUGCCAGAACAGGAAAUCCUACGCCCCAAAAAACGGCCGAAAUUCCAGUCAAGUGGAAACCAGUAAGAACUUCCAGUCUCGAAUAUCUUCACAUCGGAGGAUCAAAAGAUCUUCACAUGGCAGCUGACUUGUUCCCGGACCGAGUCAAUUUUUGGGCCAGUAUUCCGCAUCGUGGCAAAGUCCAAGUCAAUCUCGAAGAUCAUCGUGCAAGAGACGAACUGUAAAUUGGAAAAGCAUUGCCAAUUAUUAUCAGCGUGAAAUACAAAAUGCAGCGAGUGAGAAGCAUUUGAAGAAACGAGUGUCAGCUUCGAUAUUGUAGAAAAUUUUGUAAAAAAUGGAGAACUGAACGUAGAAACUGACGAAACUUACAGGAGAAUCUUGGGUGAUAAGGAGCAAUGAAAGUGAUUUUUGUAAGCGUUUUUAGAUGAUGCAAACGCAAACUUCAGUCUCGGUGGUCGAAGAAAAAAUUGCCUCGAACCAACAAAGUACUAAUAUAUUCAAAAAGCUGUUCAACCGUACCGUACAAAUAUAAAAAUAUUCCAAUGAAAA
Messenger RNA from Venturia canescens, 2312 nucleotides. RefSeq names its product venom carboxylesterase-6-like. The record is from RefSeq and is a predicted model, not a curated record. Lineage: Eukaryota; Metazoa; Arthropoda; Insecta; Hymenoptera; Ichneumonidae. The transcript has 8 exons. Bases 221 to 1987 code for a protein of 588 amino acids.